CAUGACCUGACUAUGGAUUUCGUCGUUUGACUUUCAGUGUUAUUAUAAUUAUGUGUGGAAAUUUCGUUGUCUGAAAGCAGUAAUUAUACUGAAGAUGAUUAGACUUGCUUCGGGUUCCUUUGGCCCUUAUUGCAGCCAAUGUCUGAAAGCUGCCAGUCUAGGUCAACAGCAGUAUGGAAAUAAAGUCAUAGUUCCUUACAGAACUAUGAUGCAGAGUGCAUAUCGUCCAUGCAUCAUUGGAGCUAAAAGACUGACCGUUUCAUAUUCAACUUUGACCAGAAAUAGAGUGGUACAUUACCGGAGAGCUUGGUUUAUCACUCCAGCAGCAGUCAGGAGUAUGGGAACCGCAAGUAAAGUGAAAUCUAUACUCAAACUGUUUAGAUUACGAUAUAUUGUACUACCGGGUAUCCUCAUUGGAGGGACCAUACUGAAUUCUACAUAUAAUUCCUGGAUGGAGAAGAUUCCUGAUUUCUCAUGGAUGAAGGAUUAUGUACCAGAUGAAGAACGGUUCAAAAACUUCUUAUCGCAAAUGAAAAAGUUCAGCAGUCAUUUCAAACUUCCAGAGAAAGGUUGGCUGAGGAACAGUUUACACAAAGUUGAACGUAUCAAAGAUAGGGUUUCCGAGGGUAGUUUUGUCAGUGGAUGGAAUGCAAUGGCCCCAGAAGGGUCCAACAUUCUUUCGGAUGGCUUUGAUCAGAUGUCUCAGAAAGCUCAUAGUUUAUUCAGUUCAGGAGAGACAGAAAGUGAUGGUGUCACAACUAUGGCAGCAAUGGGUCAUAACCAGAGUGGUUCUCUUAAUGCAGAUAAGGCAUCAGAGAAACAACGACUUGAUAAUGCUAAAGAAGAAUUCCUUGAUGCUCAGUUGAAAUAUCAACGAGAAAUAGAGAGAUUAGAAAGAGAAAAUAAGCAACUAAGGAAGACUUUAUUAAUACGGGGCGACAAGACAGCUGUGAGGAGAAAGGUCAAAAAAUCUCUCAUUGACAUGUAUUCAGAAGUUUUAGAUGAAUUAUCUGAUUUUGAUAGCAGUUAUGAUACACAGGAUCACCUUCCAAGGGUGGUUGUUGUUGGUGAUCAGAGUUCUGGUAAAACUAGUGUACUUGAAAUGAUUGCUCAAGCUAGAAUAUUUCCUAGGGGAUCAGGUGAAAUGAUGACUAGGACACCAGUGAAAGUCACUCUAAGUGAAGGCCCAUACCACGUAGCACAAUUCAAAGACAGUAACAAGGAAUAUGAUUUGUCAAAAGAAUCAGAGUUGCAGUCAUUGAGACAAGAAAUUGAAUUGAGAAUGAAAAAUAGAGUGAAGAAAGGCCAGACUGUCAGCAAUGAUACAAUCUCUCUGAGUGUACGUGGUCCGGGUAUACAGAGAAUGGUAUUAGUGGAUUUACCUGGAAUGAUAUCAACUGUAACAACAGGCAUGGCUGCCGAUACAAGGGAAGCUAUCCACAAUAUGAGUAAAUCGUACAUGAAAAACCCUAAUGCAAUAAUAUUAUGUAUUCAAGAUGGUUCAGUUGAUGCAGAAAGAAGUAUAGUGACAGAUUUGGCAACCACUAUGGACCCAGAAGGAAAAAGGACAAUCUUUGUGCUGACAAAAGUUGACUUGGCUGAGAAAAAUUCUGCUAACCCCAGUCGAAUUAAACAAAUUUUAGAUGGCAAGCUGUUUCCUAUGAAAGCUUUAGGAUAUUUUGCUGUGGUUACUGGCAGAGGAAAUACAAAUGAGAGUAUUGAACAGAUUAAGAAUUAUGAAGAAACAUUUUUUAGAUCAUCAAAACUUUUCAAGACUGGUACAUUAAAACCGAGUCAGAUGACCACGCAGAACCUUAGCUUUGCCGUGUCUGAUUGUUUUUGGAAAAUGGUCCGGGAAUCGGUGGAGCAACAAGCAGACAGUUUUAAAGCACUCAGAUUUAACCUGGAAACUGAGUGGAAGAAUAACUUUCCAAGGAUGAGGGAAUUGGAUAGGGAUGAACUUUUUGAGAAAGCUAAAGGAGAAAUAUUAGAUGAGGUGCUGAGGUUGGGAGAGAUAUCACCAAGACAAUGGGAAUCAGCAAUUUCCAAGAUACUGUGGGAGAGAGUGUCAGGCUAUGUGUUUGAACAGAUUUACCUGCCUGCUGCACAAGCUGAUAGCCCAGGAGUGUUUAAUACUACUGUUGAUAUCAAACUCAAAACAUGGGCUGAACAAAAACUACCAAAGACUAGUGUUGAGGUUGGCUGGGAAACACUCCUAGAUCAAACAUCCAAAAUAAUCGAAGAAGAUAAAAACAGUAAAGAUCAUGACGCUAUAUUUGAUGAUCUUAAUUCUCAAGUUAAACAAGAGAGUGUAAAUAGACAUAAAUGGCAUGAACUUGCUCAUGAUAGUCUGAGGGUGAUUCAGCUGAAUACACUGGAAGAUCGGUCAAUUAGUGACAAGCAACAAUGGGAUAAUGCUGUCCAAUUUAUGAGCAAUAUUCUUACUCAACGUCUGAAGGAAACUGAGGAAUGCAUCUACGAGAUGAUUGGUCCUGGAUGGUCGGAAAGAUGGUUACAUUGGAAGUCUAAAACACCUGAUCAGCAUUGUAGAGCAGAAGCUUGCGUAGAGCUAGAAAAACUUAUUCAAGCUGAUUUAAAACACAGGCCAACUCUUUCCAGUGAUGAAAUCACAACUGUUCGGAAAAACCUACAAACGAAGAAUGUGGAAGUAGACAAUCAAUUGAUUCGUGAAACAUGGCACCAAUUGUACAGAAGACACUUUUUACUUAGAGCGAUACAGCGAGGCAAUGAGUGUAAAAAAGGCUUUUAUUAUUAUCAAAAGGGAUUCACUGAUUCUGGGCUUGAAUGUAAUGAUGUGGUAUUAUUUUGGAGAAUACAAAGAAUGCUACAAGUUACUAGUAAUGCACUCAGACAACAAAUUAUGAAUACAGAAGCCCGAAGACUUGAAAUGGAAGUUAAACAAGUAUUAGAAGAGUACUCUGAAGAAAAAGAUAUUAAAACCAGACUACUGCAGGGAAGAAGAGUAGAAUUAGCAGAAGAACUCAGUAAGAUUCUCACAUUUACUCAGUCAGUGUAUUUACAGGAUUCUGUAUUCUUCAUGUUUCCUCACCAUAUUUGGGCACGAUGUGAUGUCAUAUGUUCCACAGUUGAUACUUUGGCCACCUUAGAAGUGUACCAAGCACAAUCGUAUGAAAGUGUAUACAGCAAUAAUAGCAAUAACUUUAUUACACAACCAAAACCAUCAGGGGGUUUAGCAGCUUUCUGGUUGAGGCAAAUGAUGAUUGCAUGGAGGUUAGGCAGCUUUCUGGAUUGGACAGAUGAUGAUUACAUGGAGUUAGGCAGCAUUCUGGAUGAGGCAGAUGAUGAUUACAUGGAGCAGCUUUGCCCGGAUGAAGCAGAUGAUGAUUGCGUGGAGUUAGACAGCUUCAAGGAUGAGGCAGAUGAUGAUUGCAUUGAGUUAGGCAGCUUCAAGGAUGAGGCAGAUGAUGAUUGCAUGGAGUUAGGCAGCUUCAAGGAUGAGGCAGAUGAUGAUUGCAUGGAGUUAGGCAGCUUCAAGGAUGAGGCAGAAAAUGAUUGCUUGGAGUUAGGAAACUUACAGGAAGAAGGAGAUGAUUGCACUAGCUGUAAUGCUGAAGUUGAGGUACUCCCGAUAGAGGCUUAUAAUGGCAGUGAUGAAAGCUAUGUUGUUGUGAUACUAGCUUUCACAUGGGUGUGGUGA
This is a messenger RNA of Saccoglossus kowalevskii, 3679 nucleotides long. RefSeq names its product dynamin-like GTPase OPA1, mitochondrial. The record is from RefSeq and is a predicted model, not a curated record. Gene Ontology annotation, biological process: intracellular distribution of mitochondria; mitochondrial fusion; endocytosis. Gene Ontology annotation, molecular function: microtubule binding; GTPase activity; GTP binding. Gene Ontology annotation, cellular component: cytoplasm; mitochondrial membrane; microtubule. Lineage: Eukaryota; Metazoa; Hemichordata; Enteropneusta; Harrimaniidae.